Molecule: messenger RNA, 1128 nt
Organism: Mycena indigotica
Lineage: Eukaryota; Fungi; Basidiomycota; Agaricomycetes; Agaricales; Mycenaceae
Product: Serine/threonine protein phosphatase 2C
Exons: 4
Coding region: 1-1128 (375 amino acids)
Biological process (GO): protein dephosphorylation
Molecular function (GO): protein serine/threonine phosphatase activity
Source: RefSeq, a predicted model, not a curated record
AUGAGCGAAGCUAUGGAUCUAUAUACUCAUCUUAUUCAAGCUGCGACCCUACAACGAAUAGGCAAUGUGGACAUUGUGGCGUUCGACCGCCGAGACAAUCACAAACGUUUUCCUAGCGAGGACCGAUAUUACACAGAAGAUUGGAAACUCUUGAACGGGAUCUGGAAGUUGGCCAUUGUACUCGACGGUCAUGGUGGGACUGCAACAGUGGAUUUUGUUCUUGAACGUUUACCUUCAAUGCUGAAACUGGCUCUCGAGUCGGCUCUCCAAAAGGGAUCCGCCACCGUCGACGACGCAACUCUGACGAACAUGAUGUCCAAGACUCUCAUCGACAUUGAAGAAGAAAUUAAGAACGACUUGCUGUCGCUUAUUCCCACCGACCCAGACGCACUGGCCAAGUUCGACGCUGCUGCCGCGCUGCAGGAUAGUCCCGGAAACUUAAACGUGAAGCUGAAGCGGGUGCUUUCGGGGACGACUGCCAUGGUAGCCUUGAUCGACCCCGACAAACGUGUCCACAUUGCGAGUGUAGGAGAUUGCGAUGCUUUUCUUUGUUUCCUCGCAGAGGACGGAUCGUGGGACAGCCGGCACAUGGGCUUCGCCCACCGAUGCACAAAUUCAGCUGAGAAAGCACGAAUCUUGGCUGAACAUCCAGGGGAGCCUGAUUGCAUCAGUAGCUGGGGUGUACCCAGAUUACUCGGCUUACACACCCUCAGUCGUGCGAUUGGCAACACGUAUUUUAACCUCCCAGUCAAUGUUAUUCAAGUCAUCGGAGCUGGGCGCGGCGAAGAUUUCGAGCAAUCCUUUCUCGAUCUUGUCAAGACCCCACCAUACCUUUCCAACGUCCCUGAGGUCGCUCACGAUCAUAUUGACACCCAAAAGUUUCUCGUCCUAGCCUCGGAUGGACUGGAAACUGUGGUGCGCCGAAAGUUGCCAUCUGACCCAGUGUCAAUCGGCAAAUUGUGUGGUGCUGCCGCCACCAAGGGUCAAACCGCUGGCCGCAAUCUUGCGGGCGAAAUUCUUUUUGAGGCAAUGGGUGGCGACAGCGAAGGCAACAUAGUCGUGCCGGCGAUUGAGGGGAAAUUGAAGGGCCGCUUGGAUGACGCCACAAUUCUGGUCAUUUCGUUGUAA